Necator americanus (New World hookworm) is the source of this 1350-nucleotide messenger RNA. RefSeq lists its product as uncharacterized. NCBI's taxonomy places the organism in Eukaryota, Metazoa, Nematoda, Chromadorea, Rhabditida, Ancylostomatidae. Gene Ontology annotation, biological process: signal transduction; regulation of GTPase activity. The coding region runs from base 1 to 1350 and encodes 449 amino acids. The transcript is spliced from 11 exons. The record is from RefSeq and is a predicted model, not a curated record. Gene Ontology annotation, molecular function: GTPase activator activity.
AUGGACGAUGAUGGCAGCGGAACCGGUGGUUCACUAGGUGGUCUAGGUUAUUGGAAGCAGAAUCUUUAUCUUCUCCAAGAACGUGCACCUAAACCAGUUCCUGUUCUAUGCAAUCGAAUCAUAGAGAACCGACCACCACAAUACGGAGACGAGUUUCAUGGCUUGAUCGACAGAGUCGAGGCGGAUCGCAUGCUAAUGGAAGUUGGCGAAGGUGCUUUUUUAGUUCGGGAAUCUCGAAGAUCUCAAGAUGCAUUCACACUUUGUAUGAUGUUUGACGGACGUGUUCUUAAUUAUAAGUUAUAUUAUGAUGGUACUCACUAUGUGGGAGAGAAAAGAUUUGAAACUAUGGAAUUAUUAGUUGCUGACGGCUUGAUAUCAAUGUUUAUGGACAAACAUGCUUCGGAUUACAUCAAGCGAAUGGCGGAUGAAGCAAUUUAUGAACACAGCCCUUACAUGCAAUAUACAAAAACCGCUGAACGAAAACCAGUAGCACGAUCGCAUAGUUUUACUCAACAUACUUUCAAGAUGCCUCAUUAUUGUGAUUACUGUAGGAAUUUCAUGUGGGGUUUAGUGCAACAGGGUGUACGUUGUGAAGAUUGUGGUUUUGCUGCACACAAGCGAUGCUCAGAGCAUACAUUGCCGGAUUGUAGACCAGAAGCUCGAUAUGUGAAAAGAAUGUUUGCUGUAGAUUUAACAACAUUGUGUCUAGCACAUUCAACGCCGAUACCGCCCGUAGUAACAAAAUGUAUACAAGAGGUUGAAGCACGUGGACUCAAUGUUGAAGGUAUAUAUCGUGUAUCUGGGUCCCAUGAUCACAUGGAAAAGUUGAAAAGACAAUUCGAUUCGCAACAAGCCGUUGAUUUGAACCAGGUGGAUGACAUACAUACAGUAUGCGGUCUUCUCAAGCUUUACCUGAGGCUUUUACCGCAGCAACUCGUCCCGUUCAGUGUCUACAAAGCUUUACUGGCGGCCUUCGCCAAUGCCCGAAGUGUUCAUGAAAAGACUAGGGCCUGCAGAAAGGCUUUGGAAGAGCUUUCGGAAGCUAAUGCAGUUACGUUGAACGCUUUGUUGAUACAUCUGCGAAAGGUAGCCGAACACAGUGCACAGAACAAAAUGAGUGUCGAAAAUAUCUCGACAAUAUUUUCACCUACAUUGUUCUGUACCGGUGCUACUCCAUCACUGCCACAACAACAACAUAUGCUAUUGCAUUUCAUGAUCCGAACACCACGGAUAGUCCCAUAUGUUCUUAUAGGUGGCACAGUUACUUACGCUUUCAUAUACACUUGUAAUCUCCAUUUUUCCAAUGCUUGUCGGGCGACCAGCGAUUCAUCGAAUUCAACAAAUUUGUGA